AUGACGAGGAAUCGCAACGAAAUGCGCAUUUUGAUUCAUGGAGGAAGCCUUCUUUCAGCACUGUUAGCUGCUUUGAUAUGUACGAUAGUCGAGGGACUUGAGAUAGGACAAGAAUAUGCACUAAUGCGGUUGUUCUACUUCACAACCAUUUUGUGGGUUCCAUGCAUUGAUAUAGUAACAACUUUCUGGAUUACAGCGUCCUUGCGAAAUGUUGUCAACCCAUUCAAAAAAGCAACGGAGACAUUAUUCAUACAUUCGACAUUUUAA
Cylicocyclus nassatus is the source of this 267-nucleotide messenger RNA. Lineage: Eukaryota; Metazoa; Nematoda; Chromadorea; Rhabditida; Strongylidae. The record is from the annotation of a GenBank genome assembly.